GCGUCUGUCAUCUGUCGUCGCGAGAAGCCGCUGGGGGCGUCUUCGCUGACAAACGGAAGUGUUGGUGACGGUCUGAUAUAUCACCGCCAAACUGGGAACCGGGGAGAUGGCCGAGACUGACCCCAAGACCGUGCAGGAUCUCACCUCGGUGGUGCAGACACUCCUGCAACAGAUGCAAGACAAAUUUCAGACCAUGUCCGACCAGAUCAUUGGAAGAAUUGAUGAUAUGAGCAGUCGCAUUGAUGACCUGGAGAAGAACAUCGCAGACCUCAUGACGCAGGCUGGGGUGGAAGAACUGGAAGGCGAAAACAAGAUACCUGCCACACAAAAGAGUUGAAGGUUGCUAAUUUACACUGAAAUCUGGAACAUUGUUUUAACAAGCCAAGAGAAGACCAAAUGGCUUUUUGCAACUAAUUACUAUACGUAGACAGGUUUUAUAUUGUAAGGUGUGCAUUCUUCUAAUCACAUACUAUAUAGUUAGUUGGUAGAAUGAUUACCCUCCAUCCCCGGUUUCUUGAACAUGGUAACUACACAUCUUGGAUCUUGGUCAGUUGCGCUAUUAAAUAUUAAACACUAAAACUUUGGUGGUUCCUACAUAAAA
Molecule: messenger RNA, 601 nt
Organism: Pteronotus mesoamericanus
Lineage: Eukaryota; Metazoa; Chordata; Mammalia; Chiroptera; Mormoopidae
Gene: HSBP1
Product: heat shock factor binding protein 1
Exons: 4
Coding region: 107-337 (76 amino acids)
Biological process (GO): cellular heat acclimation
Cellular component (GO): nucleus; cytosol
Molecular function (GO): transcription corepressor activity
Source: RefSeq, a predicted model, not a curated record